AUGCACCUCCGGCCGAUGCAGCUCAGUGAUAUACCUGUCAUAGCUGACGUGUCCGCGGAGACGCAGCUGGAAGAUGAAAUUGUAGAGUUCAUCGCUCCUCAUCGCAGUAAAUACUAUACCUCCUACCGAGAUGGAUUCGUUCGGAGAAUCCACGCGCGACGUCUGAAACCAGGCUGGAUCUAUUGGGUUGCCGAGACGGAUCACGGCGAUGAGCCUACCGCUCUGCAGAAAAUGAGGGGUGAGGAAGAAUUGGGAGGCCGGCUUAUUGGAUAUGCGGCGUGGACAAGAAAGGGGUCUCGUGGAGAGGGAGACGACGUUGCUCAUAUGUCGGUGCUCGAUGCAGAAUUUGAGUCUUGUUUAGCUGGACUCAAGAGCUUCUAUUGGGAUUUCUUCAACCUCGACUGGUCUAUGGACCCAUCGAAACGCGCCAUUCUCACCGGUCUCUUCGCUCAGACCUUUGGCGACGACAUCUUCCCCGAAGCAUGGCUGCUAGCCAACGUUGUUACACAUACGGACUAUCAGCGACGCGGCAUUGGCACCCGUCUCGUCCAAUGGGGCUUGGAUCAAUGCGAGGCUGAAAGAGUGCCUUGUGGUGUCGAGUCGAGUUUUGCCGGCAGGAGGUUGUAUGAGAAGCUGGGCUUCCGGAAGUUUGAUGAUUUAAGGUAUGGCGAGAAUGAGAAGGAGACGAUGGCCGUGAUGGUUUGGGAGCCGCCCGGCCUGGAGGGUCGCUGGUUUCAUAAGGCGAAGGCAGCGGCUGAUAUUCUAGAGACUGGGGCGUCCAGCAUGCUUGUAACGUGA
Messenger RNA from Endocarpon pusillum Z07020, 798 nucleotides. RefSeq lists its product as uncharacterized. The record is from RefSeq and is a predicted model, not a curated record. Lineage: Eukaryota; Fungi; Ascomycota; Eurotiomycetes; Verrucariales; Verrucariaceae. The coding region runs from base 1 to 798 and encodes 265 amino acids. The transcript has 2 exons. Gene Ontology annotation, molecular function: acyltransferase activity, transferring groups other than amino-acyl groups.